Molecule: messenger RNA, 9209 nt
Organism: Erinaceus europaeus (western European hedgehog)
Lineage: Eukaryota; Metazoa; Chordata; Mammalia; Eulipotyphla; Erinaceidae
Gene: ARFGEF2
Product: ADP ribosylation factor guanine nucleotide exchange factor 2
Exons: 39
Coding region: 125-5470 (1781 amino acids)
Biological process (GO): regulation of ARF protein signal transduction
Molecular function (GO): guanyl-nucleotide exchange factor activity
Source: RefSeq, a predicted model, not a curated record
UCCUGACGGGGCGGCUUAGACUGACGCGGCCGGUGCCGGCCGGGACGCCGGACCUGCAGUCUCGCUUGCUCUCUAGCUCGCGUCGCUCGCCUACGGGGUUGUCCGACCCCGUUGGUCCGGGGCCAUGCAGGAGAGCCAGACCAAGAGCAUGUUCGUGUCCCGGGCCCUGGAGAAGAUCCUGGCUGACAAGGAGGUGAAGCGGCCCCAACACUCCCAGCUGCGCAGAGCCUGCCAGGUGGCGCUCGAUGAAAUUAAAGCAGAGAUAGAAAAGCAGAGGCUUGGCGCAGCUGCACCACCAAAGGCAAACUUCAUUGAAGCCGACAAGUAUUUCCUGCCAUUCGAGCUAGCUUGCCAGUCCAAGUCCCCACGCGUGGUCAGCACAUCCCUUGACUGUUUGCAGAAACUCAUCGCAUAUGGACACAUUACUGGCAACGCCCCUGACAGUGGAGCCCCAGGGAAACGACUGAUCGACAGGAUUGUUGAAACCAUUUGCAAUUGUUUUCAAGGCCCUCAGACGGAUGAAGGAGUUCAGUUACAAAUAAUUAAGGCUCUUCUGACUGCAGUGACAUCCCCACAUAUUGAAAUCCAUGAGGGUACUAUUCUGCAGACAGUUAGGACAUGUUACAAUAUCUAUUUGGCCAGCAAGAAUCUCAUCAAUCAAACCACUGCCAAGGCUACCCUUACACAGAUGCUGAACGUCAUUUUUACCCGCAUGGAAAACCAAGUGUUACAGGAAACCAGAGAACUGGAAAAGCCAAUCCAGUCAAAUCCCCAGUCCCCUGUAAUCCAAGUGUCCCCAAAGUUCAGUCGUUUGAGGCAAAGCCAGCCACAGAGCAAACCAGCAACUCCUGAAAAGUCAGGCUUAACCAAUGGUGAGCAUGUCAGGAGUGGUUUUGGAAAAGUAAGCUCGGAGAAUGGAGAUGCAGCCCAAGAAAGAGACUUGUCACUGUCAGGAAUUGAAGGAGCCCAGGAGGUGGUGAAGGAGAUCUUAGAAGAUGUGGUCACAUCUGCUGUAAAAGAAGCAGCACAAAAGCGUGUUCUGACAGAACCCGAGAGGAUCCCAGGUGAGGUGGAGUACCAGGAGUGUGCUGUUACCCCAGGAGUGGAUGAGAACUCACAAACCAAUGGGAUUGCAGAUGACAGGCAGUCCUUGUCAUCAGCAGAUAAUCUGGAGUCGGACAUACAAGGACAUCAAGUGGCUGCUAGAUUUUCUCACAUUUUGCAGAAAGAUGCCUUCCUUGUGUUUCGUUCCCUUUGCAAGCUGUCUAUGAAACCACUUGGUGAUGGCCCCCCAGAUCCAAAAUCCCAUGAACUGCGUUCCAAGGUGGUUUCCUUGCAACUGCUCCUCUCCGUGCUGCAGAAUGCAGGCCCUGUUUUCAGGACUCACGAGAUGUUCAUCAACGCAAUCAAGCAGUAUCUCUGUGUGGCAUUGUCCAAAAAUGGCGUCUCUUCAGUGCCUGAUGUCUUUGAGCUCUCUCUUGCCAUUUUUCUUACUCUUCUUUCAAAUUUUAAAAUGCACUUGAAAAUGCAAAUAGAGGUAUUUUUCAAAGAGAUUUUCCUGAACAUUUUAGAAACAUCAACAAGUUCUUUUGAGCACAGGUGGAUGGUCAUUCAGACUCUGACUAGGAUCUGUGCAGAUGCCCAAUGUGUUGUGGAUAUUUAUGUCAACUAUGACUGUGAUUUAAAUGCUGCUAAUAUUUUUGAGCGCCUUGUAAAUGAUUUAUCAAAAAUCGCUCAGGGAAGAAGUGGACAUGAACUGGGAAUGACACCUCUGCAGGAACUCAGCCUGAGGAAGAAAGGUCUGGAGUGCCUUGUGUCCAUUCUCAAGUGCAUGGUGGAAUGGAGCAAAGACCUAUAUGUGAAUCCAAACCAUCAAACCAGCCUCGGUCAGGAGAGGCCCUCAGAUCAAGAAAUGGGGGAUGGGAAAGGCCUUGACAUGGCAAGACGGAGCAGUGUGACAUCCAUGGAGUCCACUGUGUCUUUGGGGACCCAGACGACCAUCCAGGAUGAUCCAGAGCAGUUUGAGGUCAUCAAGCAACAAAAAGAAAUCAUUGAACAUGGCAUUGAGCUGUUCAACAAGAAACCCAAGAGAGGGAUCCAGUUUCUCCAAGAACAAGGCAUGCUGGGAGCAUCAAUUGAAGACAUUGCCCAGUUCCUGCACCAGGAGGAACGCCUUGAUUCUACCCAGGUAGGUGAUUUUCUGGGAGAGAGCAUACGAUUCAACAAGGAGGUAAUGUAUGCCUACGUGGACCAACUUGACUUCUGUGAAAAGGAGUUUGUCUCAGCACUGCGGACAUUUCUAGAAGGUUUCCGCCUGCCUGGGGAAGCCCAGAAGAUUGAUCGGUUAAUGGAGAAGUUUGCUGCAAGAUAUAUAGAAUGUAACCAGGGGCAAACUCUGUUCGCUAGUGCUGACACUGCAUAUGUCCUGGCAUAUUCAAUCAUUAUGCUAACUACAGACUUGCAUAGCCCUCAGGUAAAAAAUAAAAUGACAAAAGAGCAAUAUAUCAAGAUGAAUCGUGGUAUUAAUGACAGUAAAGACCUGCCAGAAGAAUAUCUCUCAAGCAUCUAUGAAGAGAUAGAAGGCAAGAAAAUUGCAAUGAAAGAAACAAAAGAGCAUACAAUUGCAACCAAAUCUACUAAGCAGAAUGUGGCUAGUGAAAAGCAGCGACGAUUACUCUACAACUUGGAGAUGGAGCAAAUGGCUAAAACAGCCAAAGCUCUGAUGGAGGCUGUGAGCCAUGCCAAAGCCCCAUUUACAAGUGCCACUCACUUGGAUCACGUGCGGCCAAUGUUCAAACUGGUAUGGACACCGCUGUUGGCAGCCUACAGCAUUGGACUGCAAAACUGUGAUGACACUGAAGUGGCUUCCCUGUGUUUGGAAGGCAUUCGAUGUGCCAUUCGGAUUGCCUGCAUCUUUGGAAUGCAGCUGGAACGAGAUGCCUAUGUUCAAGCUCUUGCUCGCUUUUCCCUGCUGACAGCCAGCUCCAGCAUCACAGAAAUGAAGCAGAAAAACAUUGACACCAUAAAGACACUUAUUACUGUGGCUCACACUGACGGCAACUACCUAGGGAAUUCCUGGCAUGAGAUCUUGAAAUGCAUCAGCCAGCUGGAACUUGCUCAGCUCAUAGGAACUGGUGUGAAGACCCGAUACCUGUCUGGAUCUGGGCGUGAAAGAGAAGGGAGCCUGAAGAGUCAUACAUUAGCAGGAGAUGAGUUCAUGGGCCUUGGCCUUGGUAAUUUCGUGAGUGGUGGAGUGGAUAAAAGACAGAUGGCCAGCUUCCAGGAGUCAGUUGGAGAGACCAGCUCGCAGAGUGUGGUGGUAGCUGUGGACAGAAUUUUCACUGGAUCUACCAGACUGGAUGGAAAUGCAAUAGUUGACUUUGUUCGCUGGCUGUGUGCUGUGUCCAUGGAUGAGCUGGCUUCUCCCCACCAUCCUCGAAUGUUCAGCUUGCAGAAGAUUGUGGAGAUAUCAUACUACAACAUGAAUCGAAUUCGCUUACAGUGGUCCCGCAUAUGGCAUGUGAUUGGAGAUCACUUCAAUAAGGUUGGCUGCAACCCCAAUGAAGAUGUGGCUAUCUUUGCUGUUGACUCAUUAAGACAGCUCUCCAUGAAGUUUCUUGAGAAGGGAGAGCUAGCCAACUUCCGUUUCCAGAAAGAUUUUCUGAGGCCCUUUGAACAUAUUAUGAAGAAAAACAGGUCUCCAACCAUCCGAGACAUGGUGAUCCGCUGCAUUGCCCAGAUGGUAAACUCUCAAGCAGCCAACAUACGAUCAGGCUGGAAGAAUAUCUUUGCUGUGUUCCACCAGGCAGCGUCAGAUCAUGAUGGGAAUAUUGUAGAGCUGGCCUUCCAGACCACUGGCCACAUUGUCACAACAAUCUUUCAGCACCAUUUUCCUGCAGCCAUCGAUUCCUUUCAGGAUGCUGUAAAGUGCUUAUCAGAGUUUGCUUGCAAUGCUGCUUUCCCGGACACUAGCAUGGAAGCAAUCCGCCUCAUCCGCUUCUGUGGGAAAUAUGUCUCCGAGAGGCCUAGGGUGUUACAAGAAUACACAAGUGAUGACAUGAAUGUGGCUCCUGGUGACAGAGUCUGGGUUCGAGGCUGGUUCCCCAUCUUAUUCGAGCUCUCCUGCAUUAUUAAUAGGUGCAAGCUAGAUGUACGGACAAGAGGACUCACGGUCAUGUUUGAGAUCAUGAAGAGCUAUGGUCACACCUUUGAAAAGCACUGGUGGCAAGACCUGUUCAGAAUCGUGUUCAGAAUCUUUGACAAUAUGAAACUCCCUGAGCAACAGUCAGAGAAAUCUGAGUGGAUGACAACAACUUGCAAUCAUGCACUUUAUGCUAUCUGUGAUGUGUUUACCCAGUUUUAUGAAGCUUUGAAUGAAGUCCUCCUUUCUGAUGUAUUUGCACAAUUGCAGUGGUGUGUAAAACAAGAUAAUGAGCAAUUGGCUCGAUCAGGUACAAACUGCUUAGAAAACUUAGUAAUAUCCAAUGGAGGAAAAUUCAGUCCUAGUGUCUGGGAUGAAACAUGCAGUUGUAUGUUAGAUAUUUUCAAGACAACCAUCCCACAUGUUUUGCUGACUUGGAGACCUGUAGGAAUGGAGGAAGAGUCAUCAGAAAAACAUUUGGAUGUAGACCUGGACCGACAGUCUUUAAGCAGCAUAGAUAAAAAUGCCUCAGAGAGAGGCCAGUCUCAACUUUCUAAUCCCACUGAUGACAGCUGGAAAGGUAGACCAUAUGCAAAUCAGAAACUGUUUGCCAGCCUCCUCAUCAAGUGUGUGGUCCAGUUGGAGUUGAUACAGACCAUUGACAACAUCGUGUUCUACCCUGCAACAAGCAAAAAGGAAGAUGCAGAGCAUAUGGUUGCUGCCCAGCAAGACACGCUGGAUGCUGAUAUCCACAUAGAGACGGAGGACCAGGGCAUGUAUAAAUACAUGUCUUCCCAGCACCUCUUUAAGCUGUUGGACUGCUUGCAGGAAUCCCAUUCAUUCUCAAAGGCCUUCAACUCCAAUUAUGAGCAGAGAACUGUCCUGUGGCGAGCAGGUUUUAAGGGCAAGUCUAAACCAAAUCUUCUGAAACAAGAAACUAGCAGCCUGGCCUGUUGCUUAAGAAUCCUGUUUCGAAUGUAUGUCGACGAAAACAGAAGAGAUUCCUGGGAACAAAUACAGCAGCGACUUUUAAACGUAUGCAGUGAAGCUCUUGCCUAUUUCAUCACAGUGAAUUCUGAAAGCCAUCGGGAGGCCUGGACAAGUCUUUUGUUGUUACUUCUAACAAAAACUCUCAAAAUUAACGAUGAAAAGUUCAAAGCACAUGCUUCAAUGUAUUACCCCUACUUGUGUGAAAUUAUGCAGUUUGACCUGAUUCCUGAGCUUCGAGCUGUUCUACGGAAGUUCUUCUUACGAAUAGGUGUUGUAUAUAAAAUUUGGAUUCCAGAAGAACCACCACAGACAUCAGGGACACUAUCAGCAAUGUGGUAACCCUGGCACCAGUGGACCAUUGCUGCAUCUUUGCAAAAGGUUUACCUUGCCACCUCUACCCGGCACAUCUUGUCAGGAAUCAGAUAACAGAAUCAGAGCAUUUUGGAGCUCGGAAUGGCCUUGAUAAAGAUGGCCUCUACACUGGUCCCAUCAGAGUCCCUGACUAAGGUGUUGUGGUAUCUCAUUAAACUGUUGCAUACCCAUGAACACAAUACGUGGGAAGUCUGUUUCACCUCUGUCAUUCCAUAUACCAGUUGAAUUGUCAGAUCUGUCACUGCAUAUGCCAUCACUUUCUAGCUAAGUCUUAUGAUUGGCUAUAAUUGUUUUUUCAGAGGAAGUCAACUCUCCUUGAAAAUACUUAACAUAGCUGUAUAGGUUCGUGAUUAUUAGAGAGUUUGUUAAUAAAAAUUUAUUGUAAUGGCUAAAUGCCACCUAAAAUAUGCCGGGCUUUUUUGUUGUUGUCUGAGUAUGUUAGAGAAGUUUGAGUGGUUCUGUCAGUUGUGAGUCAGCUGUAGUUAGAUUAGUUGAGGGAAAUGGAGGGGGGAAAGGUGUUGUUUUGUUGUUAUUGUUUUUUCCUGCUUUGUUCUGUUAAUGUUCAAGUGAUCUUUAAAGUAUUUUGCAAAAAGAUACUAUUGAAAAUUUGAUUCAUGGCAGAGUUUAGUAACAAGUUAGAAUUAAAAGCUUGCAAGGUUUUUAAAAAAAUGUAGUGUCUCCUGUCUCUCCCUGUUUUAGUAACUUGGGGAGAAAAGGUCUGUAGGAGAAACUAAAUAAGAAAGAUGAUUAGCCUUCCUGACAUAGGUAUUUGUGGAUUAAACUUUCCAGAAUACAUUAUCCAAUCUCAUAAAGUCUGAAAUCUAAUAUAUGAAAUAGUAAUAAAAGUGAAGUAGUAGUUUAACAGAGUUAAUUUAUAUUUGAAUAAAACUUUUAUUUUUACCUCAGAAUAUUGAGUGUACCAACUGUUAGUGUUCCAGCUUUGCACAGUCCCCAUUAAAGGACCCUAAAGAGUAAGAAGGAAAGUGACUGUGCACAGGAGCAUCCUUUUUAGACAUUUGUCAUGUCUGAACUGAGGGGAACUCAGCUCUUGAAAGGCCUACAUGCCUGGACUGUGACCAUAGCAGGUAGCAAAUGCCUGUUGCUCCGGUUAAUUUGAGCCUAGGAGCUGAAUUCUUUGAAAAGGUUAGAUUCGGGGAUUCUUAUUCUGUUAAUGAUGGUGCAAUACUCUUAAUUUCAAGAGAACUGAAUUCUGAAGCAGUUUGUAUAAAUGUGGGCAGUAUGCAAAUAUGGCCCAAAGCUUGUAAGCAAUAUAUUUGGAACUUUAACUUAUUCUGAGUUAGUGAGAAAGAAAACACAUACUUCAUUCUCUGCCCUUUCAUCCACUGCUCACCCAGGGCAGCAUUCAGGUUAGAAAAAGUAUUAAACAGAGUUCUUAGAACAUUCAGACUUCUAGUCCUUUAGUCCUGUAAAUUGGGUUUUAUUGAUGUCAACUCUGGUGCCUUAGAAGUAAGUUUGGAAUCUAACUAUAAAAUUGGAUGUUUUUCUUUAUAGACAAGGAUUCCUGGUGCUUUUGUUUAAGAGACUGGUUUCUUAUUUUUUUGUUGUUUGUUUCUAACAGUCUUGAGAAAUGUUUGGUUUGAGCCAGCAGCAUCCUGUCUACCCUUUUUUUCUCCCCAAAAGUGUUUUACUUUCUCUACGAAAGGAAAAAAGAGCAGACCUAGUAGGCUUUUUGAUUACUUGCAGGCAUUAACAUAGGAGAGCUAUCUAAAUGAGCAGGAAGAGACUGGGGGAGAAUAUUUUAAAGUGAGAGCAAAGCGUUAGCACAUUUGACUUGUCCUGGGAUCCAUUACAUCUGUACACUGCAUUAUGGCACCUAUGUCCUAAGGUUUACUUCCUGGUACUGCAGUUCAUCACAGCUUCAAAGUCAGUCGUCUCCUUUGUACUAAAUUCCUAAGUGGAGAACAAGUGUUCACUCAGGCUUAUGUAUUCUGUAUAAUGACUUCCUGAUUGGAGUUUUUUUUUUUUCUUUCUCUCUGAGAUUCUCAUUUUCUUCAUCAAAUAUUACUGUAAAACUUUUCCAAUGAGGGCUGGAUGGUGGCACACCUGGUUGAGCGCACAUGUUGCAGUGCGUAAGGAACCAGGUUUGAGCCCCUGGCCCCCACCUGCAGGGGGAAAGUUUUGCUGGUGGUGGAGCAGUGCUGCAGGUGUCUCUUUGUCUCUCUCCCUCUCUAUCUUAUCCUACCCUCUCAAUUUCUUGCUGUCUCUAUCCAAUAAAUGAAGAUAAUAAAAAUUAAAAAAAAACUUUUCCAAUGCAUUCUUGACACCUUUUUAAUUUUUGCCUUCUUUUACAGAGUAGGGACUCUACAAGUGCAUUUUAUUAAUUGGCAGAUACAUUUCAGGUUUGAGUUUCUUAGUAACUUUGUCUUUUAAAAGAUUCAACUUUCUGAAUGAGGUAUUUGAAUUGUACCAGCAUGGACUUUUAAAAAAACUGGAUAGAAAACCAUCGAGGGUAAAUUUUCUUGGUAGUAGAGUGGCCUACAGAGGCAGUCUCUUACCUCCAGUAAUAAGUCAUUCAGCCUAAAUUCUAUUUUGUGAAUAAUUGUAUCUCGUGGUAAAUAUGGCUUAUGCCACUCAAAUACUAGUGAAAAGUCUGUAUGUGACACUGAAGCACUGGACCAGAAUGUCAUUCAUUAACAAAGUUAUGGAGAUGAGUGAAGCAUUUCCAAGGCCUUAUUUCUUUCACAGAAUGCUUUAAGUGUUGAUUAUAUGUGCUGGGUCUCUUGAGAAGUUACUUGUUAGGUUACUGCUGAUUUGAGUGUUUUGUUUUUCUUUAUUGUCCUUCAGAGAAAUCACCAGCUUUGACAUCUUAACAACAAACAGUGGAUGGGAAAAUUUAUUUUUAAUAAUACAUCUUUAGCGUCAAAUGCACCUCUUCCCUGUUGCUCCUUGCUCACGACCAAAGAACACACAUUAUGAAAAUUGUAUAAUAAUAUCUUGAAACAGCAUUUUCCUCUGACAAAUAACUUUUGUAUAAAAUGCAAAAAAAAUUCCUAAACUCUUUUGUUGUCCUUUUAUGAUUAUGACAAUACAUUUAGUAGUCUUUAUAGUUAUUAAAUGAACUUCCUGACAAAUGCAAGUCUGACCACCUCAUUCAAGUGUUUGUUGUUAGGAUGCAAGUGGAUAUUGGAUCAAAUAGAAGCUGGAUCCUUAAUACUGUGUUUUCUGAAUUCUGUUUUAAUAUUUGUGUUAAGGCAGGCAUGGCUUGAACUCACACGAAAUCCUGGAGUUUUGCUAUUAGCAGCUUUGUGGUUUGGGAAACAAAGAAACCAAAGCUGGACAUUUAGAAUGACUAUAUCUGGAAAUCCUUGCUCUCAGAAAAAAUAAAGACACUCAUCAAAGGCAUAGUUUUUCUCAGUGUUCUAAUUUUAAACAAAUUUUAUCUACAUAAUUGCAUCAGAUAUUUCUUUAUGUGCAAAAUAUAUGUUUUACCUCUUUAAAAUGCCUAAAAUUUUGUUGUUAGCUACUUUUGAUUAAUCUAUACACAAAGAUUAAGUGCAUUUAACAUUGGUAACUUAAUGAAAAGCAUUCCUUGCCCAAUGGAUGUAUAAAUUUUUGAAAGAAUAAGCAGAAUUACAUAAUAUGAAAUGCUAUGUAAAGUUUUCUAUGUAAAAAUAUUAUGUACAAUACUGUUAAAAUAUCCCAUGCUUUAAUCAGGUGGUAAAUCAAUAAAGUUUUAAAAAGUAAA